Molecule: messenger RNA, 1410 nt
Organism: Kwoniella mangroviensis CBS 8507
Lineage: Eukaryota; Fungi; Basidiomycota; Tremellomycetes; Tremellales; Cryptococcaceae
Product: HAD hydrolase, family IIID
Exons: 11
Coding region: 1-1410 (469 amino acids)
Biological process (GO): protein dephosphorylation
Cellular component (GO): nucleus
Molecular function (GO): protein serine/threonine phosphatase activity
Source: RefSeq, a predicted model, not a curated record
AUGACUUCCUCAGACCUCCCUCCAAGCGGAAGUGAUGGUGACAUCAAUAAAAACAACGAAGAGAACGUGAUGGAAGAUGGUCAUACACCAGGUCAAGGUUCAGUCAUAGUUGCCAAGCCGGAUAUCGAAUCGACCCCUUCGGAGAAUAAGAAAGCGAAAUUGUAUCAUGUUGAAGUCCCAGCACCAGCUGGAGCGGGAGACGGGGCUGAGGUGGAUGGAGACGAGCAGAUGGAUGAAGAUCAGCAGGAUCUGGUGUCUUCAUCAAUGUUGUAUGAGGGUGCUCCUUCCUCAUCCAUUGUUGAUAAUACCCGAGAUACCGCUUCUGCUUCUUCGGACGAAACUGAAGAGCCAGAAGAGGAGGAUGCUUCGGAUAACAAUACGGUACAGGCUGUACCGUUAGUCGAGGAGUUGGAGAAGAUUGAGGAAUGGUGGGAGCUAAAGAUGACCUGGUCAGGGAAGGUAUUUGAUUUGAGAGUUGGAGGGAACGAUAUGGUAUACGACUUCAGACAUCUCAUUUCGACUCUUACAGGUGUCCCACCAGACGGACAGAAAUUGAUUAACCUCCUCCCUGGAUCAAAAGGUAAAUUGUCCGUCGAACACGAUGCGAAGCGAUUCGGGACACUGGGCGUGAAGAAGGGUCAGAAGUUCGUCAUGGUAGGUACAAGGGAGGAAGAUAGGUUCAAAGAUAAGUUGGGUGUGGGUGUACAGAGCACCGAUGACUUCGACGUGACGUACUCUCAUCAGGUCAAGGGGAUUGCUCCUGCUGAUGACCCUAGGAAUAAGAGGAUGAUUCAGAAUAUCGUUGAUAAAGUACCUAUCACUGUCAUGAAUGAACCGAGAGAAGGUAAGAAGUUACUGGUCUUAGAUCUCGACUAUACAAUCGUCGAUACUAAGCCCCUCAUAAGUGGUGCACUACCUUCAUCGGAAUGCGCUCGACCUGGACUACACGAAUUUCUCGAGCUGGUAUAUCCACAUUAUGAUAUAGUCAUUUGGUCACAAACUCAUUGGAGGUGGUUAGAAUCGAAACUGGUAGAAUUGGAUAUGAUAGGUGGGGAAAGGGGUUAUAAAAUUGCCUUUGUCUCUGAUAGGACGACAAUGUUUCCUGUGUUUACACAAAGAAAUGGCAAACCUUUCGAGCAUGAGGUUAAGCCGCUAGCUUACUUUUGGGCUCAUUUCCCUCAUUGGUCAGCUAAGAAUACAAUACACAUAGAUGAUCUUUCUAGGAAUUUCGCUUUGAAUCCUGGUGAAGGGCUCAAAAUACGAGCGUUUAACAAAGCUGGACAACCCGAGGGUAUGGUUGAUAAGGAAUUGACCAAGUUGGGGAAUUAUCUCGUCAAGAUUGCCACUACAAGUGAAGACUUCACCACGUUGGAUCAUUCUAAAUGGAAAAAGAAACCACCUAGAACAUAG